AUUAAAAUAAAAAAAAAUACUUGAAAAAUAAUUGCAGCUAGAAAUUUAUUUUGCAAAAAUUAAAUCAGGAGAAGACCCUCUCAUUUAUUUAUUGACCCAUCACUCUCUUGUGUCUGUCAUCAGGAGAAGACCGGAUACCACCUAGAAAUUUCCACCCUCGUUUCUCAAUAAUUUCAUACUCACCAUCCAGUUGAAAACCCUUUCCUAAAAUUGGGGGUUUCUUCUUAAAUACCCUGUUGUAUCUAGACUUUAUUCCUGGGGUUCGAAACCAAGGUUGAAACUCUUCCUCAUGAAUCUCUAAAUUCUUCCUUUUUCGAUUCAUCUUCAAAAAUAAUCAAGAAAAAGAACACUUAGUAGGAAAAAUUAAAUCCCACAAUUACCUCAAGAUGGGUUGGGGCUGACAAAUAGGGUUUGUUGAUUGUUGAGGGGUCAAACACAAUCGCUAAGAAACUGCCGAAAAAUUUAGCUGCUACCGUCGUCUAAUGGCACUCACAGUUCGACAAGGCUGGAUUAUUGCCAAUGGCAUUCAAUUACUACCGAUGGUGAUCGACAGGGCUCGAUGAGUUUCACUUGUUAGAGUUCGAUGGUGGCUGAUGACUACAACAAGUGUCCGAUGGUGGCCUGAUCGACAGAGGCCGAGGGUGUGUGAGGACUGCCACAAAUGGCCGAUGAUGGCUGAUGGUGUGCGAUAGAGCAGUGUGCAAUGGCCUCCUGUUGGAGGUUACGCGAGCGCACGGGUCUACGGGGCUAGGGGAUCGGCUGAUGCUGUUCUGACCGCACCAAGCUGGUGCUGGCGAUGGCGGUGAUGAGGUGGGCAGCGGCCAAAAAUACAAAAGAAGAAAAGAAAAAUAGUGGAAAAUGCCGGCAGUCGUAGUAAGCGGCUCUGGUGAGAAUCAAGAAUUUGAAGGCAGGAUAACAGUGUAUGUCAUAGUUUGCGUGAUCAUAGCAGCCUUUGGAGGCUUGAUGUUUGGAUAUGAUAUUGGCAUUUCAGGUGGAGUAACAUCCAUGGAUGAUUUCUUAAAAAAAUUCUUUCCAGCUGUGUUUGAAAAGAAACAUCAUGCACUUGAAAACAAUUACUGCAAAUACGAUAACCAAUUCCUCCAGUUGUUCACGUCUUGCUUGUACCUUGCUGCUUUAAUAGCUAGUUUUGUAGCUUCAAAGGUGUGCUCAAAAUAUGGUAGGAAACUCACCAUGCAGAUUGCUUCAAUUUUUUUCAUAAUAGGCGUGAUUUUGACUGCUGGAGGUAUCAACAUCGAAAUGAUAAUUUUUGGGAGAAUUUUUCUCGGCUUUGGUGUUGGGUUUGCCAAUCAAGCGGUACCGCUCUUCUUAUCGGAGAUAGCUCCACCUAAUCUUCGUGGAGCACUCAACAUAAGUUUCCAGCUCUUCAUUACAAUUGGAAUUUUGGUAUCCAAUCUGAUAAACUAUUCUACAACAAAUGUCCAUCCUCAUGGAUGGAGAAUUUCUCUUGGCAUUGCUGGUGUCCCUGCUUUGAUGCUUUGUUUGGGAUCUAUACUCAUCUGUGAGACUCCAACUAGCCUUAUUGAACGUCACAAAGUUGAGGAAGGAAGGAAAGUUCUGAGGAAGAUUCGUGGUGUCGAAAAUGUUGAUGACGAGUUUGAUUCAAUUAUACAUGCAUGUGAGAUGGCAAAGCAAGUAAAGGACCCUUUCCGCAAACUAAUGAAGCCAGUUAGCCGACCCCAACUAGUAAUUUCCAUCUGUUUGCAAAUUUUCCAGCAAUUUACUGGAAUCAACGCUAUAAUGUUCUACGCUCCUGUUCUGUUCCAGACGGUGGGAUUUGGGAAUGAUGCUGCAUUGCUUUCAUCGGUUAUUACUGGCCUUGUCAAUGUGUUUAGUACUGUAGUUUCAAUAUAUGUAGUAGAUAGGGCUGGCAGGAGAAUUCUGCUACUUGAAGCUUGUGUCCAAAUGUUCAUUUCUCAGGUUAUUAUUGGCAUAAUCCUUUUCAAAGAAUUGAAAACCACAGGUGACAAUCUUUCCAAAGGAGAGGGAAUCUUUGUGGUGAUCUUGGUGUGUACCUUUGUCAUGGGCUUUGCCUGGUCAUGGGGACCUCUUGGUUGGUUAAUUCCUAGUGAGAUUUUCCCUCUGGAGACCAGAUCGGCUGGUUUUGCCUUUGCAGUCAGCACCAACAUGCUCUUCACUUUUAUCAUUGGUCAAGCUUUCCUCUCAAUGCUAUGCCAGAUGCAAGCUGGAAUCUUUUUCUUCUUUGCUGCCUGGGUUAUCAUAAUGGGAGCCUUCACAUGGUUCUUGUUGCCUGAGACCAAAGGUGUCCCUGUUGAUUCUAUGGUUGACAAAGUCUGGAAGCAGCACUGGUUCUGGCGUUCUUUCAUGAUGGAGGAUAACAGGCCCGAUGUUAAGGUUGUCUGAUCCAUCUACAAUGAAGUUCCUAGUCGUGUUUCAUUCUUUUUUCAUGUAAAAUUUACUGCUGGACACUACGCUAGCUAUUGGGCUCACUACAGGAUCGAUCGUGACUACUUUUGUUAUUGGGUUGAGCUUUCGGUAUUUUAUUAUGGAAAAUAAAUGAGAAAGGCAAGCAUUUUCACAUUGUUUCUAGCUUAUAA
Gossypium arboreum is the source of this 2576-nucleotide messenger RNA. RefSeq names its product sugar transport protein 8-like. The record is from RefSeq and is a predicted model, not a curated record. Gene Ontology annotation, cellular component: membrane. NCBI's taxonomy places the organism in Eukaryota, Viridiplantae, Streptophyta, Magnoliopsida, Malvales, Malvaceae. Gene Ontology annotation, biological process: monosaccharide transmembrane transport. Gene Ontology annotation, molecular function: monosaccharide transmembrane transporter activity. The transcript is spliced from 5 exons. The coding region runs from base 859 to 2382 and encodes 507 amino acids.